AGAACAGAACGGUUUCCAAAACAAUAACAAAUAAACACGUGCAUCCCGUUUAUCGCACUACUCAUCAGUGUUCUUAUUCAAUUAAUCUCAGUUAUUUAAUUUAUCAGCUAUCUAAAAAGUUCAACCCUUGAAUAUUCCAAUGCAAAAAUGGCACAAAAUGCUGACAAAAAGUUUUCGGAUCUUGAUUUGAAACCGUGGAUCGUAAACCAGAUGGACAAGUUGGGUCUCCGUCGACCUACUCCGAUCCAGGUGGCGUGCGUUCCGCGAAUUCUUGAAGGCCAGGAUUGUAUCGGUGCCGCGAAAACCGGCUCAGGAAAGACGUUCGCCUUUGCGUUACCGAUCCUGCAAAAGCUGAGUGAAGAGCCAACCAGCAAUUUUGCCCUGGUUUUAACGCCGACACACGAACUGGCGUAUCAAAUUGCAGAACAGUUUUCAGUAGCAGGACAACCGAUGGGCGUGAAAGUAUGCGUUAUAACCGGUGGGACAGACCAGUUGCUGGAGGCACAACGGCUGCAGAGCAGACCGCACAUCGUGGUGGCCAUGCCGGGUCGCUUGGCGUCCCAUUUGACCGGGUGCAACACGUACUCGUUCCGAGCGCUACAGUUUUUGGUGGUAGACGAAGCCGACAGGGUGCUUAGUGGAAGUUUUGACGAGGAUUUGGCGGCAAUUGAUCGGUUUCUGCCGAAAAAACGACAGAAUUUGUUCUUUUCGGCCACACUGAAGGAGUUUAUGCGAGAGAGCAGUAUAUUUCCGAUCAGAGAAGAUGCAUUCGAAUGGUCGGAAGAAAGUGAAAUCGCAACUGUUGAAACGUUAGAUCAGAGAUACAUUUUGUGUGCGGAUUAUGAUCGGGACAUGGUGCUGAUAGAAACUCUGCGCAAGUUUAAGGAAGAUCAUGAGGAGGCCAGUGUUAUGAUUUUUACGAAUUCCAAAAAAGAUUGUCAGGUACUGUCGACAACACUGAAUACUAUCGGUUUUGAUAACGUUUGUUUGCAUGGAUUUCUAAGGCAAAAGGAACGGGUAGCGGCACUAAACAGAUUCAAAUCUAAACAUGUGAGAGUACUAAUUGCAACAGAUGUGGCCAGUCGAGGAUUGGACAUUCCGAACGUACAGCUCGUCCUGAACCAUCGGUUGCCAAAGGUUCCUAAUGAGUAUAUUCACCGUGUUGGGCGAACUGCUCGUGCUGGACGGAAAGGAUUGGCCAUUUCGAUUUUCCGAUUUCCGAGAGAUUUGGAGUUUCUGGGUGAAAUUGAGAGCCUAAUCAAUACAAAGCUGAUCGAACAUCCCAUCGAUCAACGGUUAGUGGAACGGAUCUUCAUGCAAGUCAGCGUUGCACGGAGAGAGGCUGAAAUGAAUUUGGACAAUAAGGACUUCGAUGAGAGGCAGCAUAAUUACAGACGAAAGAGGUGGAUUGAGCAAGGGCUGGAUCCGGACGAGAUGGAAGAUAAGUGGAAACAGGAGAAAAAAAUGCGAGCUGAAGAGCGGAAGGAACGGUUAAGGAAGGAGAACGAAAUGCGCAAAAAAGUAGUCAGCGCGGAAGAUGUAUCCGUAACGAUCAAGGAUGAACGUUUCAAGGGUGCCGUGCAAAGCAAAAAAUUUAAAAAGCGGAAGUUUGUCUCAACUGAGCAGUUAGAUGAGGCGAAAAAUAAGAUGAAAAUAAAUAAGCAGAGCACAUUGAAAGGGAAGCUAAAAGUUAAAACCAAAUUAAAAGGUAAAGUAAAUACAAACUAACAUGUUCGAUAAUUA
Armigeres subalbatus is the source of this 1743-nucleotide messenger RNA. RefSeq names its product probable ATP-dependent RNA helicase Dbp45A (gene Dbp45A). The transcript is spliced from 3 exons. Bases 148 to 1728 code for a protein of 526 amino acids. The record is from RefSeq and is a predicted model, not a curated record. NCBI's taxonomy places the organism in Eukaryota, Metazoa, Arthropoda, Insecta, Diptera, Culicidae. Gene Ontology annotation, molecular function: ATP binding; RNA helicase activity; nucleic acid binding.